GACUCGAGAGAGCUCUCUUCGAUUAAAUUAGAAACAGGCUUCAUAUAUAAACACCGUUACUAGGGUUUCAGCUUCUCUGAACCAACAAAUAGCAGCGGCGCAUCAGUUGAACACCAUUCAAGCUCACGAUGGCAAGAAUUAAGGUUCACGAACUGAGAGACAAGUCGAAGAGUGAUCUUCAGAACCAGCUUCAGGAUCUUAAGGCUGAACUCGCUCUCCUCCGUGUCGCUAAAGUCACUGGUGGUGCUCCCAACAAGCUCUCUAAAAUCAAGGUUGUCCGAAAAUCGAUAGCUCAGGUGUUGACCGUGACAUCUCAGAAGCAGAAGUCUGCGCUUAGAGAAGCGUACAAGAACAAGAAGUUUAUCCCUCUUGACCUCCGUCCCAAGAAAACACGUGCUAUCCGCAGACGCCUUACCAAACAUCAGCUUUCUUUGAAGACAGAGCGUGAGAAGAAGAAAGAAAUGUAUUUCCCAAUCAGGAAGUACGCUAUCAAAGUUUAAAAUUAUAGCUACUAGAAACUCUGUUUCAGCUUUGUUUUUUGAUGGAAACUUGUUCUCCACUUGUGUUAUUGUGUCAAAACAGUUUCAGUAACAUGGAUUUUGGUUCUUAUUGAUAAUUAUUUGCAUUUUAUCUUUGCUAGUUUCUGUUCUUCACCAUGAAACUCCCAUAGCUAUCUGCUUGUUGUUCUGUCUAUUAUUCACUUGAAAUUCGAAGCUAAACAGAUCAACGUC
Molecule: messenger RNA, 731 nt
Organism: Eruca vesicaria subsp. sativa (arugula)
Lineage: Eukaryota; Viridiplantae; Streptophyta; Magnoliopsida; Brassicales; Brassicaceae
Source: the annotation of a GenBank genome assembly